GGUUUGAGAAUAUUACUAUCAGAUUUUGUAAUAAUCACGUCACUCAUCUUCUCCACUCUGCAACUCACUUCCCUUUAUAAUCUGAGUCGAUCAAUCCAAAAAAAAGCUUCAAUCUGAAUAACAAUGGCGUUGAGAUCAUUCAUUGAAGUCCACCCAGAGUCUCACUUCCCAAUUCAAAACCUCCCUUACGGAGUUUUCAAGCACAAAGGCAGUUCCAGUACUCCUCGACCAGCCGUUGCAAUCGGUGACUACGUUCUCGACCUUUCCGAGGUUGCUCUCGCCGGUCUUUUCGACGGCCCCAUCCGAGAUUCCUUUCUUCAGCCUAAUUUGAACAAAUUCAUAGCCUUGGGUCGCCCUGCUUGGAAGCAAGCUCGCUCUACACUUCAAAAGCUGUUGUCAUCUACAGAAUGUGCAUUGCGUGAUAAUGAAAAUUUGAGAACCAAAGCACUUUUGCCUAUGAGCGAGGUCGAAAUGCUUCUGCCUAUUGCUAUAGGGGACUAUACAGAUUUCUUUUCUUCUAUGCAUCAUGCUAAGAAUUGCGGGACUAUAUUUCGCGGUCCGCAGAAUCCUAUUCCUGCCAAUUGGUUUCACCUUCCUAUUGCGUAUCACGGACGGGCUUCUUCUGUUGUUAUUUCUGGAACUGAUAUUGUGAGACCGAGAGGUCAAGGACAUCCAGCUGCAAAUUCCCCACCUUCUUUUGGACCGUCACAGAAGCUUGACUUUGAGCUAGAAAUGGCUGCUGUAGUUGGUCCUGGAAAUGAACUAGGAAAACCUGUAGACGUGGAUAAAGCAGCAGAUCACAUAUUUGGAUUAGUGUUGAUGAAUGAUUGGAGUGCUAGAGACAUUCAAGCAUGGGAAUACGUGCCUCUUGGGCCAUUUCUAGGGAAGAGUUUUGGUACUACAGUUUCCCCUUGGAUUGUGACAUUAGAUGCUUUGGAGCCUUUUGCUUCUGAUGCCCCCAAACAGAAUCCUCAUCCAUUGCCUUAUCUGGCUGAAAAGAUUUCGAAAAUCUAUGACAUCCCAUUAGAGGUUCGCAUUAGACCAGCUGGACAAGAAGAUUCAUGUGUGGUCACAAGAAGUAACUUCAAUCACUUAUAUUGGACAUUAACCCAGCAACUUGCACACCAUACUAUCAAUGGCUGCAACCUUAGGCCAGGGGAUCUAUUUGGAACUGGGACAAUCAGUGGACCUGAGCAAGAUUCGUAUGGAUGCUUGUUAGAACUAACAUGGAAUGGACAAAAGCCCUUAUCCAUAAGUGGGACAGAGCGAAAAUUUCUAGAAGAUGGGGAUGAAGUGAUAAUCAGCGGCUGCUCAAAGGGAGAUGGUUACAAUGUUGGAUUUGGGACGUGCACCGGAAAAGUUCUGCCUUCGCCUGGAUGUUGAAAUUUUCUAUUCCUGAUAAUUUGUAGACUGGGUUUUCUUAUGUAAACUAAUUAUUCCGCUAUUUUUUCGUUAAGCUCUAUUGUACUGUCAACAUACGCGGUAUAUCCCUUAGGUGUUGUGAAUUGCUGAAUAAAACAUGCCUUAGGAAUGCUACUUGCUAGUAUUUGAUGGUUGCCGGUUGAAUGGCCUGCAAAGAGAAAGGAAGUCUCAUAGCUGUAUAGGACAGGAAAUUCUCUUUAAUAUGGGUUCACAUGGACUUCUUUUAUAUGGCUACUACUAUUAUAAGGUACGGAAAUCUUUAUGAGUGUGAAAUACAAUAGAAAAUUUAUGUAUCAAGUUUUAUUUUAUUUU
This is a messenger RNA of Mercurialis annua (annual mercury), 1734 nucleotides long. Its product is annotated as fumarylacetoacetase. The transcript is spliced from 14 exons. Gene Ontology annotation, molecular function: fumarylacetoacetase activity. The coding region runs from base 124 to 1383 and encodes 419 amino acids. The record is from RefSeq and is a predicted model, not a curated record. Gene Ontology annotation, biological process: L-tyrosine catabolic process; homogentisate catabolic process; L-phenylalanine catabolic process. NCBI's taxonomy places the organism in Eukaryota, Viridiplantae, Streptophyta, Magnoliopsida, Malpighiales, Euphorbiaceae.